Messenger RNA from Gadus chalcogrammus (walleye pollock), 1836 nucleotides. RefSeq names its product G protein-coupled receptor 37 like 1b (gene gpr37l1b). Gene Ontology annotation, cellular component: signaling receptor complex; plasma membrane. Gene Ontology annotation, molecular function: G protein-coupled peptide receptor activity. Bases 1 to 1836 code for a protein of 611 amino acids. The record is from RefSeq and is a predicted model, not a curated record. Lineage: Eukaryota; Metazoa; Chordata; Actinopteri; Gadiformes; Gadidae. Gene Ontology annotation, biological process: positive regulation of MAPK cascade; adenylate cyclase-inhibiting G protein-coupled receptor signaling pathway. The transcript has 7 exons.
AUGAAGAGGGGUCCAUCCAGCCAUACCCUGCGUUCCCAGAGCCCAGAGCUCCAGUACUCCCAGUCUCUCCAGCCAGACGGAGCCCUGACACACACCGCCCGCAGAACCGGAGAACCGGAGAACCUGUCAUCCACCGGAGCCAGGAGGACGCCUUCACUGGUUCUCUGUGCAGACGGACCGAGACAUAAAACCUACCGGCAGAUCUCACCCUGCGCCUCCCGCACCGCCCCGGAAAGCCUGCACCACCCAAACCACCCGGACAGCCUGCACCGCCUGGACCGCCUGCACCACGCUCUGGACGUGAGGCAGACGGGCGGCUCCAGAAGAGAGAGACCCCCCACCCAGCUGGAGGAGUUCUCCGUCCCCAAGGAGAACCUCCUCCCUCAGGCCGUUCCUCGCGGAGCCCAACGCCUCCUGGAGCCGGCGGAGCUCCGCCUCCUGGGGCCACUCCCCGUGGAGCCCCUCCUCCUGGAGCCGGCGGAGCUCCGCCUCCUGGAGCCCCGUCUGGCCCGCAGCGCGGGGGAGGAGGAGGAGUCCACCUUCGGCCAAUCGUUUGAGUCGGACUGGGUGACCACGCCCCAGGACACCGACAUCACCUCCGCCCCGGAGCAGGCCGGAGAGGAUUCCGGUCACCACGGUAACAGCUCCAUCCCUCCAGAUCACCACGGUAACAGCUCCGGCCCCCCGGGGCCCCUGCGGCCCUCCUCGCCCCUGGAGGAGGGCUCUGCGGCGGGCUACGCCAUGCUGGGUCUGGGGGCGCUGGUCCUGGCCCUGGGGGUGCUGGGUAACAUGGCCGUCAUGUGCGUGGUCUGGAACAACUACUACAUGAGGUCCGCCUGGAACUACCUGCUGGCCAGCAUGGCCUUCUGGGACUUCCUGGUGCUGGUCUUCUGUCUCCCUGUGGUCGUCCUCAACCAGCUCUCCCAUAGGAGGAUUCUCAGUGACAUCACCUGCCGCAUGGUGCCUUACAUGGAGAUGACCUCGCUGGGCAUCACCUCCUUCUCGCUGUGCGCCCUGGGCAUCGACCGGUUCCACGCGGCCACCAGCGGCUCGCGACCCCGCCCGCGGCGCGUGGAACGCUGCGGCACCGUGCUCCUCAAGCUGCUCCUGGUGUGGGGCUGCUCCCUGCUCCUCUCCAGCCCAGAGCUCUUCCUCUGGGAGCCCUCCUCCUCCUCCUCCUCCUCCCACACCCUGGUGGACUCCUGCUCCCUCACCCCCUCCUCCCCCCUCUCCCUGCUCCUCCCCGACUCCCUGCACUCCCUGUUGCUACGAUACCACCAGGGGCGUAUGUGGUGGUGUUUCGGCUGCUACUUCUGCCUGCCCGUCCUCUUCACGCUGCUCUGCCAGCUCGCCACCUGCAACGUCAGCAGCGACUCGAGCUCCGCCCAGAAACAGCGUAGCCAUGACGACCAGUCGGCCCAUCAGUCGCGGGAGCAGCACGCGGCCGCAGAGCGGAAGCUGAGCUGCACGGUGCUGGCGCUGGCCGUGGUGUACGCCGUGUGCGUUCUGCCAGAACACGUGUGUAACAUCACGCUGGCGUACACACAGAUCAGCCUAUCACAGGACACCCUGGCCCUCAUGGCCCUCCUACAUCACUUCCUGCUCUUCUUCAAGUCCUCCGUCACGCCCGUACUGCUGCUGUGCCUGUGCAAGGCUCUGGGCCAGGCCUUCAUGGACUGCUGCUGCUGCUGUUGUCAGGAGUGUCAGCCAAUCAACUCGCAGGGCUCACCAGGCUCUGCCCACAUCAAGCUGAAGACAGCCAAUGAAGUGGCCUCGUCUGCCAUCUUCUUUGAAAAGGCUAAAGAUUCAUCAGCUAUCCUAUCUAUCUCCAGCUAG